GUAUAUGAUGAGAAGGAUUAUAGAAGAGUUAGAUUUGUUGGACGACAAAAGGAGGUGAACGAGAAUUUUGCAAUUGAUUUGAUAGCAGAGCAGCCUGUGAGUGAAGUUGAAAGCAGAGUGAUAUCAUGCGAUGGUGGUGGUGGAGCUUUGGGUCAUCCUAAAGUAUAUAUAAACUUGGACAAAGAUACAAAGACCGGAACAUGUGGCUACUGUGGACUUCAGUUUAAACAGAAACAUCACUGA
This is a messenger RNA of Pterocles gutturalis (yellow-throated sandgrouse), 243 nucleotides long. RefSeq names its product NADH dehydrogenase (ubiquinone) Fe-S protein 6, 13kDa (NADH-coenzyme Q reductase) (gene NDUFS6). NCBI's taxonomy places the organism in Eukaryota, Metazoa, Chordata, Aves, Pterocliformes, Pteroclidae. The transcript is spliced from 3 exons. The annotation marks the transcript as partial. Gene Ontology annotation, biological process: mitochondrial electron transport, NADH to ubiquinone. The record is from RefSeq and is a predicted model, not a curated record.